Zonotrichia albicollis (white-throated sparrow) is the source of this 1644-nucleotide messenger RNA. It is a transcript of the gene SLC52A3, whose product is annotated as solute carrier family 52 member 3. The record is from RefSeq and is a predicted model, not a curated record. Lineage: Eukaryota; Metazoa; Chordata; Aves; Passeriformes; Passerellidae. Gene Ontology annotation, biological process: riboflavin transport. Gene Ontology annotation, cellular component: plasma membrane. Gene Ontology annotation, molecular function: riboflavin transmembrane transporter activity.
UCGGGCAGCCGGGACUGGCUGCCGCCCGCGUGGUGCUGCCGGUUCCCCAGAGCGCACACAGCAGCGUCGCUCCCAGGCCCAGGCACCCAGCCCUGAGCCAUGGCACUGCUCACCCACCUUCUGGCCUGUGCCUUCGGCAUGGGCUCCUGGGUGGCCAUCAACGGGCUGUGGGUGGAGGUGCCACUGCUGGUGACGGUGCUGCCGGAGCAGUGGUACCUCCCCUCCUACAUCACCAUCAUCAUCCAGAUGGCCAAUGUGGGACCUCUCUUUGUCACCCUCAUGAAUCGCUUUCGGCCUGGCUUGCUGAAGGAGGUGCCUGUCAUCUAUGUGAUCGUGUCCGUGGGUGUUGUGGCCUGCUUGCUCCUGGCUUUCCUCUGGAACCACACGUCUGUCAUUGCUGGGACAUCCCACAGCGUCUCCUUCCUAAUCCUUACCUUCUUCCUGGCCCUGGUGGACUGCACCUCCUCUGUCACCUUCCUGCCCUUCAUGAUGCAGCUGCAGCCCCAGUACACAAACACCUUCUUCAUAGGUGAAGGGCUAAGUGGGCUGAUCCCUUCUCUCAUUGCCCUGGGCCAGGGCUCUGGUAUCUCCACCUGCACCAAUGUCAGCUACGAAGUCAAUGUCACUACUGGCAACGAGACCAUGGAGACCACCACCUUCCAUCUGGAGACACACUACCUCCCACCCAACUUCUCCACCCUCAUCUUUUUCCUGCUCUUGACUGCGAUGAUGCUGACCUGCUUGCUGGCCUUCUUCUUCCUCACCCGGCAGCCCAAGGUGUGGGAGCUCUCCCAGCAGCACCUCUUUCCCAGCAACAUUGUGCUGAGCUCAUUUGACCAGAUCCUUGAUGAGGCAGCUGACUCGCACCUCGGCAGAGGCUGCUCAUGCCCAAAGGAUCCCAAGGGACCUGGGGACAUCCUGCCACAGAAGGUCUCCUACUCCCUAACCCAGCUCACCCUCAUCUACCUCCUCAUCGCCUGGGUGAGCGCCCUGACAAACGGGGUCCUGCCAUCUGUGCAGUCCUACUCCUGCCUGCCCUAUGGGCACACCACCUACCACCUGGCAGCCACGCUCAGCUCCAUGGCCAACCCCCUGGCCUGCAUCGUGGCCAUGUUCCUGCCCAGCAGGUCCCUGACCCUGAUGGUCCUCCUCACUAUGGCAGGGACAGGCUUUGGUGCCUACAACAUGGCCAUUGCAGUGAUGAGUCCCUGCCCGCUCCUCCAGCAGUCCCAGUUGGGCGAUGUCAUCAUCGUCCUCUCCUGGGUGCUGUUCACCGGGACGCUCUCCUACAUGAAGGUGAUGGCCGGGGUGAUGCUGCGGAGCCGCAGCCGCAGCGCGCUGGUGUGGUACGGGGUGCUGGAGCAGCUGGGCUCCCUCCUGGGGGCACUGCUCAUGUUCCCCCUUGUCAACGUCUAUGGCCUUUUCAAAUCUGCUGACUACUGCAGCCCGCCGUGCCCAGCAUGAGUGGGGUGGACGCUCCAAGACCGCUGCUCUUGCCAGCAUGAACUCCCAGAACCAGCGAGGCUGGCUGGCUGGGAAGCAGCGCUGGGACCAGGACACAGUUCCCUGAUGGACUCUGCCAGGGCGCAGCAUCUCCAGGGCUUUGUUCCCAGCCGGGGCACGGGGUGUUCCCAUCCUGUGAAA